Trichoderma aggressivum f. europaeum is the source of this 1002-nucleotide messenger RNA. RefSeq lists its product as uncharacterized. The transcript has a single exon. Gene Ontology annotation, molecular function: double-stranded DNA binding. Lineage: Eukaryota; Fungi; Ascomycota; Sordariomycetes; Hypocreales; Hypocreaceae. The record is from RefSeq and is a predicted model, not a curated record. Gene Ontology annotation, biological process: DNA replication; DNA damage response. The coding region runs from base 1 to 1002 and encodes 333 amino acids. Gene Ontology annotation, cellular component: nucleus.
AUGCCCAAGGCAGAAGUUGGCUCAACCAAGCACUUGAGCAACAAGCUCAAAUCAAAAGGACUUCAGCGCCUGAGAUGGUACUGCCAGGUCUGCGAAAAGCAGUGUCGCGAUGCCAAUGGAUUCAAGAUGCACACACAGUCCGAAAGCCACGUGCGACAAAUGCUCGUCGUCGGCGAGGAUCCGAAAAAGUUCAUCAACCAGUACAGCGACGAGUUCCUCAAAGACUUUCUGUCGCUGUUGAAGACGGCUCAUGGAGAGAAGCAAGUCCAGAUCAACCAGUUCUACCAGGAAUACAUCGCCAACAAGGAACACAUCCAUAUGAACGCGACGAAAUGGCCGUCAUUGACCGAAUUCGCUAAAUACCUGGGGAAAGAAGGUCUUUGCCGGGUGGAAGAGACGGAAAAGGGUCUUCAUAUUAGCUGGAUUGACAACUCGCCUGACGCUCUUCGACGACAAGAGGCGCUGCGGAGGAAAGAGGCCCAGGAUCAAGGCGAUGAAGAAAUCGAACAGCGUAUGAUUCGAGAACAGAUCAAACGAGCCCAACAGAGCGCCGGGAAACGCGAUGCAGAAGGCGAAGAGGAGUCAGAAGACAGGGAACUCAAAAGACAAGAUGGCGAGAAAAUAAAAUUGUCGUUUGGCGCGAAGCCCAAGCCGGAGCAGGAGCUCAAAUCUACAGAGGAGAACCCUGAAGCAUCAAAAGAUGCCGAAAAGAAAGAAGGGCCAGAUGCCGCCGCGUCAAAGGAGGAACCAAAACCAGCCGCGAAUAAAGGGGGCUUUGCCGGGGUGUCUCUGAAGUUUGGCGAAAAGCCACAGACGAAGAACGUCUUUGCCCAGGCAAAGAAGAACGCGUUGGCUUCAGGGUCGAAGAAGGGCUCCGUACUACAACAGCCCAAGAAGAUGAGCGAGGCUGAGAGGAUCAUGAAAGAAGAGUUGGAGAGGAAGAGACCUAGCGGCUCGGUCGGGUUUGGGAUGCCUGGGGGUAAGAAACAGAGAAAUCAUUGA